GAACACAUAGAGCUCACUACGCACUCUUGAUAUACAAGAAAGAAUACACAAAGCAUGAGUAGGGUGUUACAUCUCGGCGGUGGCUUGAACUUGGGCAAAUCACGCCCAUGUCUGUGAAGUGACUUGAGUGUUUUAACACCUGGACGAACGAUCUAGGAGAGCUUGCUGAUCUCCGAUCUCAACAAUUAUUCAUGGACAGUAGGGUGACUAGGGUGACAAGAACAACCAGAAAAUAUGGAUUGAAUGGCGCGGUGAAAAUGGGUGCGCCAAAGAGUAAAGGAGGGAUGAGUUUUCUUGAUAUCCACGGUUUCAUCUUAGCAAUGUUGGAAAAGCAAGCAAUGAGGCUCGUUGAGAACCCAGAGUCCCUAUGUGUUCGUAUUAUUCAUGAGAAAUAUUAUUUGGAUGGCAACCUGUUAGAGGCGAAGCUCAAGAAGGGGCUGUCCUUUGCGUGGCAGGGUAACAUGGCUGGAGUAAAUGUGCUACGUCACAGUUAUAUCUGGAGAGCUGGGGAUGGACAGAAUAUUAAUAUAUGGGAGGAUGCAUGGAUACCAACAAUAAUGAUAGGAAAAUAAUUACACCAAGGCGAGGUCAAAUUUUGUUGAAGGUCGGUGAUAUUACUGAUCCAGCUACAUGCAACUGGGGUGAAGACUUGGUUAGGCAAGUUUCUGGCCAGUGGAUGCACAACAAAGUAAUUGCUAUCCCGCUUCCAACAUAUGAUAUGUCAGAUUUCAUUGCUUGAAACCUUACAAAGAGUGGCACCUUCUCUGUAAGAUCCACAUACUAUGCGGAACGAAAUUAUAAAUUUGGUGAACGCCUUUGACACGGGACAUAAAUGGUGCUAUUCUACUAAUUCUAUUUGGAACGAAAUUUGGCAAUUGUUGUGCCCAACAAAAGUUGAAAUUUUCUUGUGGAGAACUCGACAUGGCACCCUCCCUCGACAACCUCCAUAAUACAUAUGGAACAUACUCUGUAUAAAUACGAAGAAGAGGGUGUGUUUAGGGCACAUCUAGAUGUGCCCUAGUUAUUGCACAUCUAAAUGACUCAAUCAAGCAUAAAAAGGGAAAAAAAAUCCACGAAUCUUCGCAUAAGAUCAACGAUAUAGGAUUUAGAUAGAUGUGCAAUACAUUUUUUUUGAAAUGAAGGCAAAAGCUUUGCCUCAUUCAUUAUUUAAGAAGAAGAGAGUUGCCCAGUUAAUUGCGGAAAACCAAGCAAAAACCUUUACAACUUGAUGACGGAAGGCAACCAAGCCACAACCCCAUAAUGCAAGCGGACUACUCCCAAAUCAUGAGGCCACAAAACCACAAGAGCAAACAUGAAAACACCCCCAACACGCUGACCCUACCAAAUGCCGACAUAUGAGACGCAACUACACCGAAUUGCCCCCACAAAAUAGCCAUCAUCAUAAGCAACUGCGGACACCUUUGUUAUAGCGUCACUCUUCUUGCUUCUACAUUUAUCUGAACUCUCUUCAAGAUGCUGGGUCACGAGCUAGCACCACCUCUCUUCUUAUCCCUGAUGGCCUUCUCCUUCAGAAGACAACCAAUCGUCUUCUUGGAUCCAGGGUCAGCAGCCUCCAAAGCUACUAAGAAAUCACAAAUCUCUUUGGCGAGGAGAGCCCCGGGCACAACCGUCGACGCUUUGGACACAACAACCACAUCACUUGUGGGACCAACAGCAUCAAAAACUCCGUGCUCCACGAGGCCAAGAGGCAGGCAAGCUGACGCCCGACAAGGCUCCACGGGGGAUGGUAAGGGCACCAGGGCCAGCUCCGAAGCCUGGAGAGAGCCCAGCUUUAGCUGCUCCAUCGACUGAGGCGAAAUAGGUCUCCCACACAACAGCUGCAGCUCACGCAUGAUCUUCAGCACUGGAGAUACAACCUCGGUGGAGGCCUCAUUCUCGUAAUCCGGCAACACGGGGGGCGUCGAACUGGACCCAGCACGAGGCGAAAAGGUACCAAAAAGCUUCACAUCUUAGAUGUGCUUUAGCAAAACUAUAUGAAGAAUACCAAUAGGCCGAAUCUGCUAGAGAUAAUCUAAUGCUCUAUGAUUCAUAGAUCCCUCCCUCAUCCCCAGUGGACUUUGUUGUCAUGUGCGGCGUGGGGCUGGGUCCGGUAUACAUGGCCGGCACCGGCAAAAAGGGCAUACAUGUUGUGUGUGGCGUUAGUAGGAGGGACUUUCCCAUCUGGUGGUCAAUGUCCUUCCACUCGUGCAAUUCCCAACCCAACGUUUGCUUUGUCAGCGCUUGUUGACCAGCACCAUGAGUGAGCCUGGAUCGAAAAACAAAGAGCAGCCAGCCAGCCAGCUUUGCCGAGGUCGCCAUCACACACACGAUCGUUAUUGGUUAGCGAGCAGUGGCGGCGCGGUUGCGUUGACGUGGCGCGCACCGGAGCGCGCUGGCGCUGCGGUGCAAAUGGGGCACCAUCGCCCUAACUCCAACCCAAAGCAGGCCGCAUGCAUCUUCCAUGGCGUAAUCAUUCAUUCCUAUUCUUUUCCUUGCACUGGACGAUGACUCAACCCGACCGCGAGUCCGUCAUGAACCUUCCGGGCCUGGAUCCCCUCCCUAUAAAAUCCACACGUACGCCAGCUGCUGCUACUCACAAGUCAGACACAAGUCUCGAUCGACCCGUCUGCCUGCCGCGAGCAUCAUUGGCGCGUCGAUCCAGCCCACGUUUGUUUGGUAAUCCCGCGCGCGCGGCAUUGAUGGGUUCCUCCCAGGCGCUUGCUCUGUGGGUGGUGAUCACGCACCUCCUCUCCCUUGGCGGCGGCUUCGCCAGUUGCGCCUGGCCGAGCUCCGCGACGCACGACGACGCCGGCUGCCUCAGCUGGCGCGUCAUGGUGGAGGCCAACAACGCGAGGGGCUGGCGCACGGUGCCGGCGCCCUGCGUCGGCUACGUCAAGGCCUACAUGACCCGGGGCCAGUACGGCAGGGACCUGGACAGCGUCAUGGAGCAGGUGUCCGCCUACGUCGACCAGAUCGCCGCCGCCGCCGCCGACGGCCUCGACGCCUGGAUCUUCGACAUCGACGACACCUGCCUCUCCAACCUGCUCUACUACCAGGCCAAGCGCUUCGGGGCGUACGAUCCCAUGGCCUUCAAGAAGUGGGCUAGCCAAGGGGCCUGCCCGGGCAUACCGCCGGUCCUUGGGCUGUUCGCGGCGUUGCAGGACAAGGGAUUCAAGGUCUUCCUUGUCUCCGGGAGGGACGAGCAGACUCUGGGCUCCUGCACGUCCCAGAAUCUGGAGUCGGAGGGGUUCUCAGGGUACGAGAGGCUCAUGAUGAGAACUCCCGAGUACCGAGGGCAGAGCUCGUCGCUGUUCAAGUCGGCGAUGAGGAAGCAGCUGGUGGACGAGGGCUACAGGAUCCGCGGCAACGUCGGGGAUCAGUGGAGCGACCUGCAGGGCGACAACGUCGGCGACCGCGUGUUCAAGAUACCAAACCCCAUGUACUUCGUCCCGUGAAAACACACGGGUCGCCGGCGGCCGGCCACCGGUGUGCUCGCUGGCCUGCCUGUCUGAUCGACUAAUUCAUAGGCCGUGUAAACAACGGCCGAUAUGUGGCAAAACAAGCAUAGUAGAACGUAAAUCAUACACUCGAAUUGAAGGCACAUUUUCCUGUUGUUAAUUUUCGUGACAUUCGCUAGUUUUUUUUCGUGACAUUUGCGGGCGGUUGACAUUCGCUAGUUUGGUUAUGAACGAUAAUGUAAUGAUCUGGACGCCAUUCAGAGUUGCCAACCUAAAGGCUAAGGGCAUCCCCAACACGGAUGCCCAACCGCCCGCAAAUGUUCAAAACUGAUGGUUCAAAUAUUCUUAGG
Triticum aestivum (bread wheat) is the source of this 3808-nucleotide messenger RNA. Its product is annotated as acid phosphatase 1. Bases 2451 to 3455 code for a protein of 334 amino acids. Lineage: Eukaryota; Viridiplantae; Streptophyta; Magnoliopsida; Poales; Poaceae. The record is from RefSeq and is a predicted model, not a curated record. Gene Ontology annotation, molecular function: acid phosphatase activity. The transcript is spliced from 4 exons.